Messenger RNA from Haliotis rufescens (red abalone), 2904 nucleotides. Its product is annotated as graves disease carrier protein-like. Gene Ontology annotation, biological process: transmembrane transport. The transcript has 8 exons. Gene Ontology annotation, cellular component: mitochondrial inner membrane. Bases 343 to 1284 code for a protein of 313 amino acids. The record is from RefSeq and is a predicted model, not a curated record. NCBI's taxonomy places the organism in Eukaryota, Metazoa, Mollusca, Gastropoda, Lepetellida, Haliotidae.
GUGAGUUGUCUCUUUGUUUACUUCCGGUAACCUUUCUCCCCUGUUUGACAAGCUGCCCUGCAGAUCACCGGGACACACCAUGGCCCUUCAUCUGCUUCUAUCAUAGUAGCCACAGACACCCUUUCUGAAUCCGAAUUUCGAACACGGAUAUAAUUUUCGUAGUUAAUUGUAUAGUAGAAUUUGAUGACCAUGCAAGAGUAAAUAAGGAAGUCACGAAAGGCAGGGGUUUUAAACCACAUUUGCCAUAGGCCUAACCGGCUUCAAGUUGUGACUUACCACACGUAGUCCGGUAACAUAAGGACAUGACUUGAUGUAGGUGUGUCUGCCUGACAAUGGAGUGACAUGGAUCCGUCAACCAAACAGAACCUGGAUGUCAUCCUGAAAACGUUUGUGUCUGGAGGACUUGCAGGAUGUUGUGCGAAGACCACAGUGGCGCCUCUGGACAGAGUGAAGAUUCUGCUGCAGGCCCACAACAAGCACUACAAACAUCUAGGUGUGUUUUCCACGCUGAAGCAGGUGGUCCACAAGGAAGGCUUCUCCGGACUCUACAAGGGCAAUGGUGUCCAGAUGCUGAGAAUAUUUCCUUAUGCAGCCAUUCAGUACAUGUCAUAUGAGCAGUAUAAGAAGCUCAUAAAGACAUUUGCGAUAUCCCCUCAUGUGGUGAAGCUGCUGUCUGGAUCUCUAGCAGGUCUGACGUCUGUACUCUUCACCUAUCCACUGGAUAUGAUCCGCGCGCGACUGGCGUUCCAGGUGAAGGGGGAACACAUGUACCAGGGCCUGGUGGACACGUUCCGUUCAAUCGUCAGUGCAGAGGGAGGCUUCAAGGCCCUGUACCGGGGAAUCGUUCCUUCUGUCCUGGGAAUGGCACCAUAUGCAGGUCUGUCCUUCUAUAGUUUUGAAACACUGAAGAACUUUUUCCUGGACAAGUUUCCCGAUCACUUGGGUUCUCCAUGCCCCGAGAAUACCGGAGGUUUGGUUCUAACUCUUCCUGCAAAGCUUAUCUGUGGUGGAUUGGCAGGGGCUGUAUCGCAGACUGUGGCCUACCCUCUGGAUGUCGUCCGGCGACGUCUGCAGGUGUCCAUCAUGCUGCCGGACUCUCACAAGUACAACAGCGGCUGGCCCAACACGCUGUACAUCGUAUACAAGGAGAAUGGCAUCUGGCAUGGCCUGUACCGCGGUCUGACAGUCAACUACCUGAGGGUGAUGCCCAUGGUGGCUGUGUCAUUCAGUACAUACGAGACGGCCAAGAAGAUGUUCGGCCUGGAUACAGGAGCAGACAGGUGAUGUUGGCGGUGCAGGGAGGCCGCACAGACUGCUGACUGGGCUAGACGGGUCGCUCGGCGAGGCUGUAAUAUGUCUGUACAAAGGUACCUUGAUAUAGGCCGUGACAAGUCCGUACAGGGGUACCUCGAUAUAGGCCGUGACAGGUCUGUACAGGGGCCUUCUUUGAUAUAGGCCGUGACACGUCCGUACAGGGGUACCUCGAUAUCGGCCGUGACACGUCCGUACAGGGGUACCUCGAUAUCGGCCGUGACACGUCCGUACAGGGGUACCUCGAUAUAGGCCGUGACACGUCUGUACAGGGGUCCCUUGAUAUAGGCUGUGACACAUCCGUACAGGGAUCCCUUGAUAUAGGCCGUGACACGUCCGUACAGGGGUCCCUUGAUAUAGGCCGUGACACGUCCGUACAGGGGUACCUCGAUAUAGGCCGUGACACGUCUAUACAGGGGUCCCUUGAUAUAGGCCGUGACACAUCCGUACAGGGGUCCCUUGAUAUAGGCCGUGACACGUCCGUACAGGGGUCCCUUGAUAAAGGCCGUGACACGUCCGUACAGGGGUACCUCGAUAUCGGCUGUGAUGCGUCCGUUCAGGGGUGCCUCAAUAUCGACCGUGAAUCGUCUGUACGAGUUCCAUUUCAAUAAGUGGGGACUGAUUUAAGGAACGUUCAGGGACGAACAAACUGAUUUCUGAAUGGUUACUGAAAGUAUUUUAUCCAGGGACGAAGAAAUAGUUAGUGAAGGAGAAACAGCUGCUCCAGAAUGCAGAUGUAUUUAAGGAUUCAUAGAUUCAAAGACUGAAAGAUUCAGGGAUUCAUAUCCUUACAUUAAUAGCUCUGAAUUGCACUGUGCAUCAUCGGCAUACUGUAACUGUUGUCAACUACUGUCUCAGCAAGGUCUGGAACCUGCUUAGUUUGGAGAACAGUUUUAGAAAUAUUGUCAGCUGUGACAUAUUGCUGAAACAAGGGGAGGACCAUCCGAUUCUUUCAUAUUACUAUAGUUAAACUGUCCAGGGAUUGGGUAGUGUAGGAUUGUGGUUGUGUUUGCUGUGACUACAACCUACAACUACUGCUUUGUGUCACUGUAUAGAUUAUCCUAUGUUAAUAUCAUGAAUAUGUUAAUCAAAUAUAACAAUACAAAUUUCCUACAUCAUGGUAGGCUUUAGGAUAAACUGUAUGUUACCAUGGUUACUUGCAUGUCUCUUUGAGUGUGUACCUGGCUGAGUAGAGUUGUUGGUUGUGAUACAUUGUCGCCAGAUAUUGGUUUUUAAGUGAUGGGAAUGUCAGUAUUGUGAUAUAUUGGUUUGUAAAAUUAUUGUUUUGGUAAAAGUUUUUAAUAGUUUUUAGUCUUUUCCAAUAAUGUAUACUUGUUUGCAUUUAUCAAGUAAUAUUUUAUGAAACAGCUGACCUGAUUUUGUGUUUAUUUAUUAUUUGUGAAUUUGGUACUGUUGAUGUUAAUAAUAGCUAUAAAGGCAAAAAUGUGUUGUUUUCCCUUGCGUUAUUACAUAUCAGUGUGUGCCUGUAUAUUAACUUAUUGAGGAGAAAAACUUGAAAACAGAAAAGUACGACAAACUUUGAUGGCAGUAAGGUGAGGUCAACUUUUUUCUGGAAUAAAUUAAUUUUCACUA